Messenger RNA from Guillardia theta CCMP2712, 1173 nucleotides. RefSeq names its product transcription initiation factor TFIID, subunit TAF6. Gene Ontology annotation, biological process: transcription initiation at RNA polymerase II promoter; RNA polymerase II preinitiation complex assembly. The transcript has 4 exons. Bases 1 to 1173 code for a protein of 390 amino acids. Gene Ontology annotation, molecular function: RNA polymerase II general transcription initiation factor activity; transcription coactivator activity; protein heterodimerization activity. The record is from RefSeq and is a predicted model, not a curated record. NCBI's taxonomy places the organism in Eukaryota, Cryptophyceae, Pyrenomonadales, Geminigeraceae. Gene Ontology annotation, cellular component: transcription factor TFIID complex; SAGA complex; SLIK (SAGA-like) complex.
AUGAGCAUCAUCCGCGAGGAUUUGGUGCAGGAGGCGGCGGCGGCAGCAGGGGUGAAGAAUGUCGGGGAGAAGGUCGCGGCGUCGCUCGCUGCUGAUGCUGAGUACCGACUAAGGGAGAUCAUUCAAGACGCCCUCAACUUCAAGCGCCACUCUAGGAGGAGGAAGCUCACCCCGGCGGACAUCAACAACGCGCUUCGGGUUCGCAAUGUCGAGCCCUUAUACGGCUUCACCUUUCCGGAGCCCAUCGUGUACACAACCAAGCAAGGAGAAGGAGGAGGGUCUCAGAUUAUCAUCGAGGAGAAAGAGCUGGAGUUCGACGAGCUCCUGUCUGCUCCAUUGCCCAAAGCACCAGUUGAAGUUACUCUCAGAGCCCACUGGCUCGCCAUUGAUGGCGUGCAGCCGUUGAUUCCAGAGAACCCGAUCCCUGAGAACUUGGACGUGGCAGCAGCUGGCAAGAAGAGGAAGGUGAAAGAUAGCGAGACCAGUGAGAAGGAUCCCAUGGUGCAAGACGUACUUUCCCAGGAGCUUCAGCUUUAUUAUGAGAACGUCACUUCUGCUGUCAUUCAAGGCUCUCCGCACAUCCUGAGCGCAGCCUUGUCAAGCUUAAGGAAGGAUCCUGGUCUGCAGGCUCUUCUUCCCUACUUUGCUCAGUUCAUCACGGACGAGGUCAAGAGGUCUCUCAAGGACCUUCCAAUCCUCAACGCACUCUUGUCUAUGACGCUCGCCAUCCUCUCAAACGCGCAGCUGCAUGUCGAACCAAGGCUCCACGAGCUCAUGCCGGCCGUCAUGACCUGCAUGGUUGGCAAGCAGCUUUGCAAGUCCAGCCUGGAUCCUCACUGGAACCUUCGGGAUCGUGCGGCAAAACUCUUGAAUUUCAUCGUCGACAGGUACGCCGCACCUUACUCGACGUUGCAGCAGCGCAUCACCAACACUCUUCUACAUGCGUUCCUGGAGCCCACCAAGCCUCUGACCACUCACUACGGCGCUAUUGCAGGGUUGGCAGCGCUGGGGCCACAGACUAUGAAUCAGCUAAUCGUGCCGAACGCUCCAGCCUACGCGUCGUUGCUACAAAAGUACACGUUUGACAACCAUAUCAAACGAUUCGAGGCGAUUCGAGUCCGUGGAGCUUUGUUAGAUGCUGUCGGGAAAUCUUUCACUCACACACGAGUCUGA